CCUUUCCUUUUGAGCGCGUUAAAAAACCCCGCUUUGGGUACCGCCGGAGAGCAAACCAUGCCCCAGCGGCCCCUUGAGUGUGCGUGUGUGUGUAUGUGUAGAGAUACACGACGUCGCUCGGCCAAUCGUAGCUCCUACUAGCCUUGGCGAGCUCGGGCUCCGCAGAAAGCUGCAGGCGCGGCGGGUUUGCCUGAGUGUGUGUGUGUGUGUGUGUGUGUGUGUGUGUGUAUGCAUGCCUAGAGAUAUUAAACCCUCAUCAUCCUUAUCAUCCUCCUCAAGGAGGGGGCCGGGAGGGCGAUUUUCCCGGAGAGGAGGAGGAGGAGGAGGAAGAGGAAGAGGAGGAGGAGGAGGAGGAGGAGGAGGGGGAAGAGGAGGGGAAGCAGGCGCGCACCGAACACAAAAGAUUCCGGGGUUGGGUCUGGCAGAAGGAAGCGGCGCUCUCCAAGCAGCUCAACCCCCAGCCCGCCCGGGUGGGCUGCUGCUCGCCUCCCCCCGCCCCCCCAGCCGCCUGCUCCUCUUGGGGAGGCUGUGGAAAGCGGGGCUGCGUCUUUCCGGCUCCCGACGCCCUGAGAAGCCAACCCCAUCAUCACCUGUCAUCCGGCGGCUACUCUUCCCUGGCGUCGCCUUCCUCCCUGGCGAAGAGGCGAAGUCAAGCCUCCGGAGCGCCUUGAACUGGUCCAGGGAGAGUGGCGGCGGCGGCGGCGGCAGGGACUCGGGGAAGGCAACCAAGAUGUCCCUGCGUUGCUCCAAAGGCUCGGGGCUCGGCGGGCGAGAAGCCUGCGGACCGAGUGGAUCCCCGCGUUAGGGUCGCGGGGGCAGGAGGAGGUAGGAAGGGGGGUCUCGGUGUGGGUGUGUUCUUGAGCCUCUCAUUGCGGGCGACCCUUGGCGGCUCCCCCCCCCCACCUUGCUUCCUCCGGGCAUCCUGGCAAGCGAGCCACCAUUUACCAACCAUUAUCGGGAUUCUUGCAAAAAAAUAAAUAAUAAUAUUUCGGAUCGAAAAGAGAAAGAGAGAGGGAGAGAGAGAGAGAAAGAAAGGGGUGGGAACAGACGAUCACCUUUUCCACCGCAUCCUCUUCCAAGGACUGGACCUAAACCGUUGCCUGCCUGGAGGUGUUUUUAAAGGCCUUUCUUUCAUUUGCUGGUUGGACCUUGAUUUCCAAGACCUUGUGCUUCUGGAAACCGAGUCUCCUUAAACGCUUGGACAAGAAGGAGAGAUCCGUUGCUGAUCUGGUGGUUCCAAAGGUGGAAUUUUUUUUUUUUGAAGGAUUCGCACAAAUGGACUGAUCCCAAUGCCCAGCCACGGAGAGGGCACACUUCUUUUAUCACUUACCCUUGCCUUGUUGGGCACCUUGUUGAUUUGAAGUGGAGCCUUUUCUUCGCCCCACCCUUGACAACCCUCUUACUCCAGGAGUGAAUGAACUGUCCAAGGUUGUUUAUUUCUGGACCCAAGUCUCCCCUUCUCCCCUCCAUCCCCUCCAAUCUGUGACUGAUGACUUUGCCUUCGCUUUCCGUGUAAUUGCUGAUAGCAAUUGGUGUCCUCUGAUACCCGCCCCCCCCUGGAGCUGGGCUUUCUCUGUAUGUGAAGAUGCCCAUGGUGUUUCUGUGAAGCUAAGGUAUGGCUGCUGGAAGAUUGCUACUUUAUGCUGGCCUUUCUUUAGCUUUGUGUGCUCUGGGCAUGCUAGCCGUGGCCAUCUGCUCUGACCACUGGUAUGAAACGGAUGCCAGGAAACAUCGGGAACGAUGCAAAACCUUCACCACGCGGAGGAAUGACCCUGGCUUCAUUUAUAACUCUAACAAUAACCUGCCCCUCCGGGCCAGUAGGUCAAAGCUGGACCAUUGGGAAGGGAAACUUCUCCUGGCAAGAAACAAGAGGCAACUCUUUGCCAUGAGUGCCGUUGAUGAGUGCAACAGGCAAUAUAAUUCUACCAACAUGGGACUUUGGAGGAAGUGCCAUCGGCUGGGAUUUGACCAAGAAGUGGAGGAACUCAUUGCUAAAGGAGCCAUUGACCAAUGUUCAUACAUCAAGUACCACUACUCCUCAGCAACCAUUCCUAAGAAUCUAACCUACAACAUUACUAAGACCAUCCGUCAAGAUGAAUGGCAUGCUUUACAUUUACGCCGAAUGACAGCUGGUUUUAUGGGCAUGGCGGUGGCCAUCAUCCUAUUUGGAUGGAUUAUCGGGGUGCUGGGCUGCUGCUGGGAUCGAGGCCUUAUGCAGUAUGUGGCAGGACUUCUCUUCCUCAUGGGAGGAACCUUCUGCAUAAUUUCACUGUGCACAUGUGUAGCUGGAAUCAACUUUGAGCUCUCCCGAUACCCCCGGUACCUGUAUGGACUCCCUGAUGACAUCAGUCAUGGCUACGGCUGGUCCAUGUUUUGUGCAUGGGGAGGCUUAGGUCUUACUUUGAUCUCUGGCUUCUUCUGUACCUUGGCCCCUUCCGUUCAACCUGUCCCCAGGACCAAUUGCCCCAAAUCGAGACCUGAGAAUGGGACAGUGUGCUAAGACAAGUACAAACAAGCCUAUAAAUAUACAUAUUAUACAUAUAUAAAUAUAAAUUAAUAUACAUAAACAUAUAUUAUAUAUAGAUCUCAAACAGUUGCCAGUGCCAUGGUAGAGUGGAGUCCAAUGGGGCUCCUACAUCUUCUCUACAGCUUUGUAUUGUUCUUGUUAUUUUUCCUGGAGAAAGGAAUAGCUUUUCUGCAACAUUGCUCUUCCAUUCAGCUCCUAAAAAAAAUAUCUUCAGCAUCCCACUUCAAACAUCAAAUGAACAUCUGUCUACCGCCAGUUGGGUGUGAUGUGAUAGGGAAGGGAAAAGGGUAUCUUGGUGUAUAAGGUACUUUUACAAGGAGUAAAGAAAACAACAAAUAAAUAAAACACUGUAUUGGGGAAACAUAAACAGUAAAUAAAUGAACCUCUUUAGUUACCUCUCUAAAAUUUAACCUUCUCAAGGUCAUCUUCAGAAUCCCUCUGUUCACAUAUGGAUUUUUUUUUCUUUUAAACCUUGCCUGUUCCAUCAAAGAGGAAUGAACCAGAAGAUUAAGGCAGGUUUCCCUUUCUUUGCUAAACUUUAAAAAAAAAAAAACAGCCAAGAUUCUUACAGAACAAAACUUCAAGUGAGGAUCCUUGAGUGGAUGCUUUAACCAUGCUGUUUUAACUUCCCUCUGCCUUACAGCCAGGCUUAAUUGACAAGGCUAAACUGUUGGCAGAAUUGCAAGAGAAAGUCUAACUGAAAUGCUGUGAUGCAUAGUGUAUAACUCCCCUUCCAGCCCACUUUUUUUUUUCAAAAAAAAAAAGAAAGAAAGAAAGAAAGAAAAGUAAACCUGGCGUUUCCAUGUGAUCUUCUACCAAAUUCUCCUCACUGUGAUUGCAACAAAAGGUGUCAAGACUUAUGCAUGGAUGAGGAAAAGCCAGUUUGGAGGCUGCACAUUUCAUGGUCUGGAUUUGGUUCUGCCUCUGAUCUCCCCCUUGCCUUGGAACCAUCUGAAUCAGAACCAUCUGAUGGUGGAUAGAAGAAGCCAUUGUGGGUGGUAAGGGGAGGGAAUGUGGGCGUUGUGGUUGUUUGAUCGUCAAGUUGGCUGUGCAGGAGGAGUCUGGACAGAGAUUGUCAUUGUUGUUAUGCCAUUGUUUUGUUAAUUACAAUCAUUUGGGUAAAAGCCAUUGCAGUGAUGGGGGAAUUCUGAAGGAAUGGAAAUAAUAAGGAUUGUAAUACACGGUGCUCCUUCUUAUGUCCAUGUGCACCAAGAACAGAUGUCCGUGCAGUUAUCAUAAACUACCUGAUUUUCUGAGCCUUUUACUUGCCACCCAGAGAUGUUUGCUAUGAGAUAGGUGGCAAAUAAAUUCAAUAAAUAAACAAAGAUGAGAAAACAUGUAGACCAGAAGGCAUUGAAAAGGAGAGAAGGGAAUUCCAUUCCUCAUUAAAAAAAAAACAAAAAAACUUUUGAUUGUGAUUUGAUAAUUCCUCCACAGGGGUAUUAGUAAGGUGUGGUUAAAUAAGUCAAACUGAUAGCUGAAAUGUUGUGAUUGAAGAUUUGUUUGUUUGUAUGUGUAUCACCCAUUAAAAAUGGAUGGAAUUUCAACACACCUUUGUGGCCAUCAGUUUGACUUUGCCCACCGAGUGUGCCCCUACACACACAUACUUUUCAUCUGUUUCCUCUCUUCUCCUUAUUUCUUACUAUUUCCCCACUUAUUUAUACCUGACUCCUCCUGUUAAAUAUUCGUGCUAAAGAUCUGGAUACAGUUAAGGUAACGAAAAUAACAACUUAUGAUCCAGAAAAAAACUGGGAUCUGAUUAGUCCUUAUAGAGAUUGGCAUAGAGAGGAUAAACAAGACAAUGGAGUAGACACACAAACUAAUUGCAUAUGAUAAUGAACUUCAGAGGAAAAUAGUAGCGUAACAUUGGAGGAUGGAUUUGCCAAAACAAAUGAACCACACUUCUAUUUUUAGUACCUCGUGACAUAAAAUAAAACUACCAGUACAGAAGUAUCCUUUCCUUUAAAGACAAAAAGCAAGCACAGAUAGCAUAUAAACAGUCUUUCCAAGUAUAUUCUGAAGUAUUUAACCCAUGUAGCAACAUCUUCUUGAUGUCUCUUUUCAUCGUAGCUACACAUGCAGAUAAACCAUGUGGUUAUAAUGUGUGGGUCUACCAUUCAGCCUUGGAUUAACCAUUAAGCAAAGGAAGCACAUGCUUUUAGGGGACCAAGGGAAGGGGCCACCACAUCAUUUUUUUUCCUCCCAGUUAUCAUGCCUUUAAUUCUUUCACGGAUGCAUUUGACUUUAGUUUUCAGCAUUGAGCCUUAAUGUGUCAGUUAAGCAGUGGAGGGGCCAAGGGCACCAUAUUUGGGGCUGUGCUUAGGGCAUCAGUUGGCUUUAAUUCAGUCCUGCUACCAUACAAAGGAAUGAACUGCAUAAUUUCUCUCCACAUCAAAAGCACAGUUUUGGGGUGCCUGUAAGGGCAUUCCCACUAAUGUCAGAUUCUACCUCUGGACCCAGAAUUUCAGUCAUGCCACUCUACAUGUGUCUUUAAUGCUGAUGAAUCAGAAACUUCAUGAAAGAACCCUUCAGAAAGGACCCUGCAUUAAUGGGGGAAUGCAAAACUUGGUAGUCUUGUCACCAUCCUUGUUUUGCAGUUAAGGUGGGGAGGAUUUUAAACACUGCUCAAGGAAGAAAUAGCAAAUAUAUAUUGAAGAAGUUGAGGGAAUAGUAGUAAGGUGUAACAAAAUGGAGGAGAGAGCCUGGGCAAUGGAAAAAUAGGAUGAAGUUUUCCAGUCAAUGGGAAGUAGCUUGCUCCACACCUCUCCUCUCCAGGAGAUGUUGCAAUGUUAUCUUCAGCAGUGAUGGACUCAGAAUUAAUUGGUUCAGUUGCAGAAGAUCUCCCUAAGACUGACAGUGAAUAAGGGGGGCAGUGGAAUGAUGCUAAUCCUGCAUCAGCCCAGCCCAUGUAAAUAACGUUUAUUAUUUAGUGGAUCAAAUCUCAUUUAUUUACUGAAGCAAUUGGAGGAAGAUGAUCUUGUACAUCAUGGAUUUUGUUGAAAUUAAAUUGGAUUAAUGGAGAGUCAAGGCAUGCCAUAGGAAUAGAGGGGUGAGGGAAUCCCUACAAAAUUGAAGUCCUUGUAUCCUUUCCUUUGGCUGAAGAAAACCCUCAAUGCAGAUUUAGAUCAUGCAAUGGAAAAUGAACAAAAAUGCAAAGAAUAUUAUAAUUGCUUCGGAGCACAGCAAUAUAGAAUUCAAUAACAGCAUAGAAUAUUUCUGAUGUGGAAGCAGUUCUUCUAUCCAUUCUCUAAAGCUACAGGCCCAAUGCCUAUAUUUUCCAUAAAUUCAGGGAAAUUAGAAUCUGAGUAACAAGGUCGGCCAAAUCUCCUGCAACUCAAGCUCAGUCCUAGUGACUUACUCCCGUUUCCUUGAUUUUAACUGCAGGAGGUUAAAAAAAAAAAUGUAAUUGGUGCUGCAGACAGUUUCAGAAGCAAAGCAGAAUAAAGGAAUUGUCAGGAAAAAAACCUUUAAUGUUGAAAAUCUCAGUGGUUAGAUAAGAGAUCAGUUAGGAAUAUGGGUCCACCACUUUCUUUUUAAUGUUGGCAGAAAACCAGAAUAUAAAAACUGGAAUAAAUAAAUGCCAUUCUGUGUGCCUGCAAUUGAUGCCAGACUUCUCCUAUCUAUUACCAUCCACCUAUUUUAAGAGUUGGCUAUUUUAAGAGUUGCAUCCCAAGGUUGGCUUCCUUAAAGAAGGAUUACCUGUGUAUAACACAAGGUAAUAGGGUUAGGAUGUUUUUGGUUGAAUUUCAUAAGAUGUUCAAUCACCAAUAUUGAAAUAAGAGUCAAAUGGUCUGGGGGGGGAAAAAACUGGAAUUCUGCAACCAGGUUGAAUGAGCUGAAUUAUUUGUGUCUCUCAGGAGAUGGCAGGAAACUUUGAUUCUGCAUGUUAGCCAUUACUAUUUUUACAGAAAAAGUCCAUCAGUUGAGUGCCUUUUUUCAUACAUUUGCCAUUUAUUCAUCAAUUUACUACUUUUUAAAAACAUACAAAAUAUUAAAAUGAGAGGAUUUUUAUGUUUUCUCCUUAAAUAACUCUAUUUUAAGAUCUUAAUGUGGCAUCUACAAUAUGAAAUAUAAGUCUUGUGGCACUUUACAGACUAAACGUAUUAAGGCAUAAGGAGUAAUGAUUCCUCAGAAUGUCAGCCAUUGAUGUGCUGUAGAGCAGAUGACAAUGUCUUGCAGGUCAUCAGAGCAAAACGUCAGGACACUCACCAGGCCCAAAUGAAUUAUUGGGACAGAACACGCCUCAGUACAGGGUACUGUCAGUAAAGUGGUCUUGCUAUCUUUGGCACAGCAGCACAAGAAGUCUAUCCUUGUACAAAAUUUCAUUCUGAGGAAAACUAUUUUCAUGAAGAAUUCAGAGGAAAGGUGGCAAAAGUCCUUUUGGUUCAAUUGAUGGGGCGUAAUCUACCACCAGUAUUUUUUUUUUAAAAUAAUGUUAUUAACAAAACAAAAAUAAAAAACUAAUGCAAACUAAAAAGAGAAUAAAAAUCAAAAAUAGUGGAAAAAGGAAAAAAUGGAAAGAUAAAUGAGAAAGAAAAACAAGAAUAUAGUUUUAAAAAAAGAAGAGAAAUAUAUACUGAAAUAACUUUCCCCUUCAUCAUAGCAAGUAUAAACAACUUUAAUAACUUAUCACUUUCUCCUAAAAUACAAUAAAUGAUCCCUUCUUCCCAAAUCUCAUCUCCUAUGCUUAAACAAAUCCUUAAAAAUUCCUUGUUUCAGCCCUGAUCAGCCAAACCCAUUAAGUUACCAGAGAUAACAACAUAUCUAUUUUAACCUUGAUCAAAUAAACCAGCUUUGUAUUUCUUCCUUUUAUUUAAAAAUCUUGUUCUUUGGUCACUUCAAAUAAUGUCCUAAAACUGUUUCAUAAUAUAUUUUAAACACAGUCUGUCUACAGAAGCAGACACUCUUAAAAUUAAUUUCUGGGUUGAUUGUUCAAAACUAUCCUUCAGCAUGUCCAAUGUUAAAACAUUUUUGCUUCAUUCUGUUUUAGUCAAAUGUAAGUAUUCUUCUCCCUUAAUUGUAAUCUUCUGUUCUUUCUGGUUCCUUCUAGUGUCCAACCUUCAAAAUCUCAUCUUGUAUAUAUAAGUAUAUUUUAAGAGAAUUCAAAACAAAAGCAAUUUCUUACAAGAAUUCUUAUCAUUAAUUCUAAAAAUUUAUUUCCAAUCUAUAUGGCCCCAUGCUCCAUUUGUAACUUUGAAAAAUCAAAGUUCUAAUCACUUUUUUAUUGUUUAUUCAAAUAUAUUUUUUAAGUUUUUAAAUUUGUAUUUAAAACUUAUUGCACUGAAGACUGAAGGAAAUUCACCAGUGCACUAUCAAUCCUAAUAGCUGAAAAGCAGUUAAAAAGCAAUUUCCAAAAGUGAUUGGAAAAAGAAAUAUGUGAAGAAAUAUGUGAAUCCAGUGUCCUUUUGAAUAAGUAAGAUGGCUCAUUCCAUCAUCUUCCAGAGCUCUAAACCUACCAGAGAUCACUGUCCUGUGGUCUUCUUAUAAAAACCAACUAUCUGGAGCAGUUAUGAGUGAUCUCAUAUCCUCUCCUUGUCCAAAGAGGAAUUACCAAGACUCAGUCUGUUUGCUGACUCUUCAUUCUACUGUGGUUUCUUUUAGUGAAGCUGUUUUCAGUUCACUAUUUCUUUUCCAGAAGGCUGGCACCUCUAGUAAAUUACAAUGAUGAUUACCACUACUCUAAGUAAACUCUUACGAUAGGGAAGUAGACUAAUCUAUCCCUGGCAUUUAAUAACUGAUAAAAUAAUAAUAAUAAUACAUAUUCAGCAAAACUAAAUCUAGGUUUAAAAAACAUUAACUAGGUGGAGUGAUUUUCUGAGAUGUUUUGUAUGGUUUGCAAUACCAAUUACAUACACUAUGGAUUAUGCUGAAUAUUGAAGAAGUAGGAGGUCUCAUUACACCUGCAUAAAACUUCCACUUCACAGGAGCUGCAAUACAUAGCUUAACACUCAAUGCUAAAAUAGGUGAAAAUACAAUCCUAUGAAUUCGGUUGUCCUUACCUGUGACUCCUCGGGUUCAACCUGCGAAACACAUUGAACUUUUAAGAUUUUCAGGCAGCUAGUAUGAAAACUUAGCUUAGAGAUGGUAAAACUUUGGAAAGGUAUUGUUGAUGAUGCUACCAUGAAGCAUGAACCUCAACAAAGAAAAGAAAGAACUAAAAUAGAUUUAUUAGACUUUAAAAAGUAAAGAACAGAAAGUUGCCGCCUCUGAUCUUAAGAAGUCACAGAGUGUCCUCUUUCACCUUUUCCUUCUCACAUUUUUCCUAAGCAAGAGCUCUAGGUUUAAGGCCUUCUGCUUUCUGUUUGCAUAAUUGUUUCCUACACUGUAGGAACAUAUGAGCAGCUGCUCCUAUUAAAUACUGCAUUUGGUCUGUACCUAGUCUGGUACCCUGCUAAAGGCAACUCUGAUGAGAAUAUAUUUUAAUUGAAGUGCCACCAUGAAGUUAAAUGAAAGUCACAGAUAUACUUGUAUAUGUGCAUAUUUGUAUGUAGAUGUAUAUAUGUAAUUUUUGAAGAAUUUCAAAGUGUUCAGGUGACCUUAUAGAAUAUUGCUGUUUGGCUGAAUGUGUUUAAUGAUGAAUCUGUGACCUCCCUUGGUUUCUUUGGGAAAAUACUUUACAAUGAAAUCAAAAUGGCCACCCGCCUUUAUCUUAAUCAUAACUGGGGGGGGGGGGGGGAAGGAACUAAUAUUGUAGCAUGAACCUGAAAUCUUUGGGAUGUAUAGUAUACAUCCUAUACUGUAGUACACUACAGGUUCAUUUUAAGGAUUUCAUAGUAAAGCUGAAUCUACGCUACAAAAUUUUAAUCAGAUUUAUGCUAGUUUUUUAUUGCUUCUCCCAAACCAUUUGGGAACUGUGGUUUAGUGAGAGUGUUGAGAUGUCUGUGUGAGAUUCCUAUUCUAUAUGGCCUUAUUUCAUAGUGCAGUUAGACCUUACUUUGAGAUGCUGAUGAAUAUCACCAAUUGUUUACUGUAGUGGUAACUUACUAUAGUGGUAAUUUACCACAGGGUGCGUAUUAGUCAUUCUGUAGAUGAAUUGACUUAACUUUGAUCAGGUAGGAUGAGGUUCAUGGCUGUCCCAAAAUAUUUUGUUACCAAAAGCAGGGCAAGAUGGCACUAUUAUUUCUUUCUAUCUAGGAAAAACCAAUUGGAAUAGUAUUUGAACUUUACAUGGGCAAUGAACCAAUAUCCACCCCUGUUUCUGAGAAUAGCAGGUUAAUAUAGAGUGCAUAGUUCUAUCAUUCAAGAGAAAGUAAUCACUGAAAAACUAUUAUUGUUGAACACUCAGCAAUCCCUAACAUCUGCUUCCAAAGACAAUUUGCAUUCUAUAAAGGAGCUACCAUUUUCAAGCAUAAUCUGUAUUCCCAACAAUGCCUCCGUGUCUGACAUGGAUCCCAAAGUCAUUCCAUAGAAAAUAAAAAUGCUAAGAGUCUGCCACUCAAUGUCUGGAAGUGAGCCUACCCAUCCAGAUGAAAGGAAACAGUAAGCUAAGCUAUUAUGCAGAAAAUCCUAGGAAGUCAGAAUUAGUGGUAGUAAAUCAGUGUUUUGUGAUUAGCUGUGGCCACCAUAGCUGUCAUGCUGAGAAAGUUCCCAAAGCAUGUUGUUAAAAUUACAAGGGAGAUCGGUUGUCAAAAAAGAUUAUAGGCUCUUGUAUCAACAGUUUAUAAUUUAAAAACUGUAUUAACUUCUCCUCAAUAUCGUUGCUCCUAAAUACCUCGCUCAACCAUUCCAAUUUUUAUUUAUCUCUCCAAAAGUGCUGGGACUCCUAGAAUUUCCAAAUAACAUUUCAGUUGGCAGUCCAUCUUGCUAUUCUCCCCUCUUGAGGUAUUCCAGCUGUAAUCCUUGUUCUUGAAGUUCUACAAGGUUGAAUCUGGGUGUGCAGCAGCUCACAACUGCAAUUGUUUUUCAUUAAGAGAAUGCAUACCUCUCACGUUCAUUAGGCAAAGUCAUAUUUGCUCUGUAUUGCAGGGGUUAGAUCCCUCAAAAAGACAAAAGUGUAAGUUCUAAAAGUUGUUCCUUGCAGUUAUUCAAAUUUUGGAGGCCCUGUGGAUCAUAGGUACAAUUCCACUUUUUUGAAAAAAAAUUUAAUACCAUUAGCUCUGUCUCCUUUCUUUCACUCCCUCAUGAAAUGCUUUAUAUAAAUAGGGAAAAAAAUCUUGUUCUAUGUUUCAUUUUCAUAUCAGUACCUUCCAGAUGUAACUGGUUUUUUUUUUAAUCCAAAUGCCUGUAAAAAUAUGUACAAACUUAAAAUUGUGAAUUGGAGGGCAGGGGAAGGGAAGGGGAGGGGAAGGGGAGGGGAAGGGGAGGGCAGGGUUUCAGCCUUGGUGAAUUCAACAGAUGAAGCAUCCUAAAACUGUCUCACUGGUUCUUCCUCUUUGUCAGUGAGACAAGAGGAUCAGGAAUAUUGGCGCCUCCAUUGUUGUUCCUCUUACUGUAGAAGUCACUGGUUCUAAGCAAACUGUUUGCAUGUAUUGCUGUCAACAGGAACAAAAAAAAAAAACCCAUUGUCUCUGAAAGCCUUGUAAGGUCUGUGUGUCAUAAUAAAGUCAAUGUUAUAAAAUUUAAUGGGGAGAAAGUCAGAAAGAGAGGUUGAAAUGGUUCUUUCCAACACCUUCUUUCAUUGCAAGUCUCCUAGCAGCAAUUCCAAGUAUCUUUUACUCUUGGGUUAUCCGUCCUCAGCUUCAUCGUCCUUGGUCAAGAUGCACGUUUGCCAAAAGAGGUUUUGUCCUUGUUUAUCUCCUCAGCAAGUGACCUUACGGUGCUGCUGAAGCAGCCAAAAAUGAAAGUUUUUACAACAUGCUUUUAACUUGGUUAAUGUUUUUCUCCAUUCAUAGAAGGCCACCGCUGCGGUUUUCAGUUAAUAACAAACAAUUAAUUUAAUUAUUGACUGAAAACCAAAUUCUCACAUUCCAGGAAAGGCGUGGCUUCUAGUCCUCCAAUUCUGCCAUCUUGCAGCCUAGCAGCGUGUCUAGCCUUGCUAUUAACCCUAUCUCAGGAAACAAGUUUGGAUGUUUAAGGAGAGGAAAGAAAUGACAAUCCUUGAUGGCAGAACAGAGUUGUGUCUGCUUUUGCACUCUGCUCUGUGUCACCUGAACUUGAUUGCUAAUUUAAUGUGAGAUGGUUCUGUCACUACUAUUGAAGGAUAAGUCAGCUGCUGAUCUAGUCCUUUGUCUUCAGGAAUCACACUUCUUGAGUAAGUCCCAGCUCCAUUAAUAUAAGAAAGUUGCAACCAUAUGGUUGUCUCGUGGGGAGAAUUUUAGAAACGCCACACUUAAUCUGCCCUUAUUCUUCCUGUCAUUUCUCGCUAUGAUUUCUAUAUUAUUCUGUCAGGGGAAUGUCAUAAGAUUAAAUGACCAAUUUUAAUUUUAAAUUAAAAUACCGAAGUAACGUGAGGUGUCUCUCCAAGUUGCACUUAAAUCAAUGACCUAAGGCUGAGUUUAUAGUUUUGGUGGAUUCUGAUUUGGGAGCCUAGUUAGUAACGCAUGUGUGAAACUCAAGUUCUUUCCCUAGCUAUGUUGGUUUUUACAAACAGGAUCAUUUUAAAAAAUGGUGCAACGCACACAUUUCAGUGGUCUAAUUUGCCACCAUUUAAGAUCAGUUAUUGCUUUUGCUGAAUUUACAAUUUUAUCCUGUGCAUCCUGAUUAAGUUAUACCAAAUGGAGCAUAGAUGGGACCUGGGUUGCAUCCAGUUCUCCCUUAACUACUAUGCAAUUCAAGUAGCCUUUUCUUGUUUUUGUGUUCAUACUGUAACCACCAUCAUUUCCCAAAAAUAUAUCAGAUGGAAUACAAUUCAGUCAUUAGAUAUGUGAGUUUGGGAGCUCACACUUUGUAUCUAUGAUGUUGUCCACUUGCCUCUUCUCAGUGAACAAUCUUCAGUAUGAUUUUUACAGAUUCUUUGAAAGAAUAGAAUAGAAUAGAAUUCUUUAUUGGCCAAGUGUGAUUGGACACACAAGGAAUUUGUCUUUGGUGCAUACACUCUCAGUGUACAUAAAAGAAAAGAUACAUUCGUCAAGAAUGCUUCACAUCAAAGUAACUUCCAAUGCUUCCAUUGAAAACAUUUUCUUUUCGCAUUUAUUUCCUACGUCUUGAAAGCCACAUUACAUACUUUGUAAUGAAAAAUAUGAGAUGUGCCCAUGUAGAAUUCAUUUCUUCAUUGGAUCAGAAUUUGGCUUCUUAACUGGGUCAGGGACUGUUAAUUCCAACUAUAAAAACCCAUCAAGAUUUCUAUUCUUUUGAAAUAAUGCAGGCAGCACUCUCUGUCUGUCUACUAGACUAACUUACUUUUGAUUCAGUGGGGCACACUCCAAGUAAAGAAAUUCAAGGUCAACACAUUGUCUUCUUUGUAGAAUAGCAAACAUAAUUAUCAAAAGUUAAAGAACACCUACAAAUAAGGACAAUGACUUAGACACUUUAUAGCCCAAGGGGCCUGAACUAGCAUGAGUUACUUAUGAUAUGUCUGAACUAACAAAAGCAACUAUUGCAAAGGUUUUGACAGUGCCAAAAACUGUGGGGAAUCCAAAUCUGUCAGACACAAUAGCACACGAAAGCAAUUUAUUUAUUUAUUUAUUUUAAAAAAUUCCCCUGCCUUCCUUUAUUACUUUACAGGUAAUUCAAGUGUCAGGGAAUAUACAUAACACUCCUUCCUCCUCCUAUUUUUCCCACAACAGCAACCUUGUAAGGUGAGUUGGACUCAGAGGGAAUGAUUGGCCCAAGAUCACCCAGCUAGCUUUCAAAUUUAAGGUGGGACUACAAUUCACAGUAUCCUGUGAGUUAAUGAUGUGUUAAUUAUCCUAAUUAUGCACAUUUAACUGUAAGUCAGUGCUACUGAAUUCAGUUGCCUUAAUUCUGUGUAAACAGGAAUGUGCCCUUAAUGUUUUAUAUUGUGGACGCGUAACAAAUAGAACUGUGGUUUUGAGGAUUAAUUUGUUUGGGUUUUUUUUUAAAAAAAAAGGUAAUUUGAGGCACCAUUGUUGAAAUAUGGUGACCCUCAACAUCUAAUUUGAAUAAUAUUAAAAGCAUAUAAAUAACAUUUAUGAACUGCCCUGUUACAAAAUAUGUCAAAAAUCAGAGACAAUUAUCUAACCUUUCAGAAUCAGAAAAGAAUAUCCAUAUAUAAUCAAAGGAAAAGAAGGAGUUUUGAUCUGUGCUUGAAAAUGAGUUAUAGAUGAGAUGGUUGAGGAAGUUUUUUUACAGAAGAAACAAGAAAGUUAAAAUAUCCUCCUCAUUUGUUGGCAUUUAGGAUUCACCUUAUGAGAAAUGGAACAAUAUAAUUUACAGACUAGAUUUUUUCAUACAUCGGAACACAAGAUACACUAAUUUUGAAUAGAGUGGAUUGUCAAAAGUGAUCCCUUCUGGUCUCUAAAGAUCUCCCUCUUGCUCUCAGAUCUUAUCUCCGUUUUUUAAGUCAUACUCCCACUCAUCCUGUUUCUAAAUAAGUUGAUGUGAGAUGCAGGUUUAUCUCUGAAAAGUUCUCACUUUUUGGAAAAAUGCUUGAGUAUCCAUAGCUGAGCUGACCCAAAUAGCACAGUACACAGUGAACCUGUUCUUGGGCUCCUUGCAAUGUAGAUGUGAAUGAAUAAGGCCGUGAUUGCUAUUAUAUAAAUUUUAAGAGAAACUUUGCAAGUUAUAUGGUCAAACUAUUCUUGGAUAUUUUUAGAAUGCAUACAUGAAUACUUUUGCAGGAAAUCAUUGGCGUUCUGCAUAUAGAAACCUCCAAAUCAGACAACAGCUUUCUGGUAACAAAUUUCUAAUUUGUCAUACAUCUCCACAAUCAUUCUGUCCCUCAUGUACACCUCCCCCUCACAUACAUGUACAUGCACACAAUACACAUAUGUGAAUUUACCACUUUAAUGUAGGCCAAUAAGAGCUGUGUGUCAAACCGCAGACCAAGAAAUGUCAAUGUUUCAUCUUCAGACUUCCUGUCAGUCUGCUAUGAAGAAUAGUUAAUCCUUGGUUAUAAGGUAAUAUUCAAAGUCCCAGCAUAUCUGCAGGCUCGAUGAAUGCAAAGAGGAAUAUACUUGGCAUAUCCCAGGAUUAGAGGUCAUAUCUGAUGUUGUGAGAACUAAGAUGGUACUCCGCAUUUCCGUUGCCAGGAAGUUAACCCUUUCAUAUAUUUUGGGCCUCUCCCAUAUUACCCAGCCAAAGGCCUGUUACCAAUUAGCUAUGGAAAUUAAACACCCAUCAUGGCUGGAAACACAAAGCUGGGGGAAGCUGAUCUAAUAUUUAGGACAUUCUCACAUGAUUGUAUUUGGGACCAUUCAAUAGGCACGUGUUGAGCUCAACAGGAACUCUAUCUUGAUUCAGCACAUUCAAAACGGAACUGCAGGAUUCUGCCCACGAUUUCAUGGUACUAAAAUCUGAAUGCCAUCAGCUCAGUUGUGACUUCACGGUUACCACUGAUUUAUUCAUGUCUGGAAAAAAGCCAAAAUAUUUAAAAGAUAGAUGGUGUAUAUUCACAAAUCGCUUCCAACUGUGUUGAUUUCUUUCGUGCAUUCUAAACACUUUGCAACUUACAAAGAUCAAUAAAGACCAUCAGUUAUAUAGAAGGUUCCACCAAGACAAAACAAUGUUCUGCUGUGGAUCUGAGCACUGGUAGUUGCCAACCUCCUGAAAUGUGUAUAUGGUCAAUGAACUCUGUUAACUUUAAUUGACAACAAGCAUUCGUUUUCAGUUGUGUUUCUUAAAUGCAUCACUGAAUGAAACUCUGAGCUAAUAAAGGAAUAAAUUAUGCACAGCAAACCUCAAGAAAGUGCUGUCCGUCCCUCCGCACCCACCCACCCCACUCCUUUCUCCAAGUCAGGUCUGUCAUUCAAUUCUUCCCUGGUUUGCCUUUAACUUCAGCAUUCAUAGCACAGGUCAGAGUAAUGUUCCUUGAGUAAACCCUGUUGGUUAGACUGUAAUGCAUCUUUUCUGGCUUCAUGAAAUGCAAGUAGCCAAAAUGGCUUUUGGUGCUAAAAAAAAAAUAAAAAAUAACAUGAAUUAGUAUGUUUGAUUCUUGUUCUGAUAUGAUGUGGAUAACUGUGUUGCUUGAUCUUUUUACAGCUAAAGCUCCAUCUUAGUGCAUCUACUUCUUCACAUUACUGGGUAUAACAAUGAUAGUUGUAUGCAGCAAAGCCCUCGUUUGGCUUUCAGUUCUUGGUCCCGCAGAGAUUCAUCAGGGGCCUUUUUGUUUAUUAGAGCAAUAGAGAGGAUUCCAGGAAUGUUUUAAAAGGACAUGUGAAUUUGGGGGAGACAUACAGUAUUUCAAGAUUUUUCCCAGAAAGGGAAAAAGAAGAAAGGGGAAAAACAACAACAACAAUGGAAGAGAAUGCUGAGUAUUAUGGGGCUUGAUGGGGAUGGGUGGGAGGAAAAGUAAACAAAACUGGCUGCAUCUUGCUUUUUUAAUUUUUUGUUUUUCUUUUCAAAUUCGCAGGACAUUCUGUAAUUCCACUGAUUUACAAUAUUGUCUGGUAAUUAAGCAAUUUGUUUAUGGAAAAAAAAGAGAAAAAGUAAACUGUCAGUUGUGGAAUGUAAACUGAUUAAACAAUUAAAUAAAAGGAAAUCAUGUUGUGUGUUUUAA
Messenger RNA from Pantherophis guttatus, 16082 nucleotides. It is a transcript of the gene TMEM178B, whose product is annotated as transmembrane protein 178B. Lineage: Eukaryota; Metazoa; Chordata; Lepidosauria; Squamata; Colubridae. Gene Ontology annotation, cellular component: membrane. The record is from RefSeq and is a predicted model, not a curated record.